Messenger RNA from Hirsutella rhossiliensis, 1443 nucleotides. Its product is annotated as histidyl-tRNA synthetase domain-containing protein. The coding region runs from base 1 to 1443 and encodes 480 amino acids. The transcript is spliced from 3 exons. The record is from RefSeq and is a predicted model, not a curated record. Gene Ontology annotation, molecular function: histidine-tRNA ligase activity; ATP binding. Gene Ontology annotation, biological process: histidyl-tRNA aminoacylation; mitochondrial translation. Gene Ontology annotation, cellular component: cytoplasm; mitochondrion. Lineage: Eukaryota; Fungi; Ascomycota; Sordariomycetes; Hypocreales; Ophiocordycipitaceae.
AUGGCGGGCCCCGAAGGCAAAGAGUCCAAGCCGUCGCGGGGGGCCGUCACCCUCAAGACGCCCAAGGGCACCCGUGACUGGAGCGGCCCGGACAUGCUCCUGCGCGACGAGGUCUUCAAAUCCAUCACCGACGUCUUCAAGCGCCACGGCGGAACGCCCCUCGACACCCCCGUCUUUGAGCUCAAGGAGAUCCUCGCCGGCAAGUAUGGCGAGGACUCGCGCCUCAUGUACGACCUGGAAGACCAGGGCGGCGAGCUCUGCUCCCUGCGCUUCGACCUGACCGUCCCCUUUGCCCGCUGGCUGGCCAUGAACAACAUCCAGCAGGUCAAGCGCUACACCCUCGCCAAGGUCUACCGCCGAGACCAGCCCGCCAUUGCCCGCGGCCGCCUCCGAGAGUUUCACCAGUGCGACUUUGACAUUGCCGGAGUCUACGACCCCAUGAUCCCCGACGCCGAGACCCUGCGCAUUAUUGUCGAGGUGUUUGAGGCCCUCGACCUCGGCAUCACCAUCAAGCUCAACCACCGCAAAAUCCUCGACGGCCUGUUUGCCGUGGCCGGUGUCCCCGCCGACAAGAUUCGCUCCAUCAGCUCCGCCGUCGACAAGCUGGACAAGAUGGCCUGGCCUGAUGUCAAGAAGGAAAUGGUGGAAGAAAAAGGCCUCCCCGAGGACGUCGCGGACCGCAUCGGCGAAUAUGUGCGCCACAGUGGCACCGUCACGGAAAUGGUCGACUUUUUGAGGGCCAACGAGACGCUCAGCGCCAACGAGAGCGUCAAGGCCGGCCUCGACGACAUGGCUCUUCUGGGCUCCUACCUCAAGGCCUUGGACGUCAUCCACAAAAUCAACUUUGACCUGUCGCUCGCGCGAGGCCUCGACUACUACACCGGGCUGAUAUACGAAGUCAUUAACCUGCCGCCCAAAAACGACGACGCCGAAGGCAACAAGAAGAGCAAAAAAGACGAUCCGGCCAAUCAGGUCGGCAGCAUCGCCGCGGGCGGACGCUACGACAACCUGGUGGGCAUGUACGGCAAGCGGACGAUUCCCUGCGUGGGCAUAUCGUUUGGCGUCGACCGCAUCUUCACCAUCCUCAAGGCGCGCCGCGAGAGGGAGAACGCGGCCAAGGCGCGCGGAACCGACGUGUACGUCAUGGCCUUUGGCGGCAAGGAGUUUGAGGGGCUGCUCCUCGAGCGCAUGGACGUGGCCCGCCGGCUGUGGAACGCGGGCAUCCGGGCCGAGUUCUCGCCCAAGGUGAAGCCCAAGCUGCCGCAGCAGUUCAAGGCGGCAGAGGAUGUGCCGCUGGGCGUCAUCCUGGGCAAGGAUGAGCUGGCUGCCGGACAGGUGCGGCUGAAGUCGCUGGGGCAGGGCGACGACAAGUCGGACAAGGAUCGGGGGAUACUGGUCAAGCUCGACGACUUGGCCGACGAGGUUAAGAAGCUGCUGCUGUAG